Nomia melanderi (Alkali bee) is the source of this 8455-nucleotide messenger RNA. It is a transcript of the gene Yeti, whose product is annotated as yeti. Gene Ontology annotation, cellular component: Swr1 complex. NCBI's taxonomy places the organism in Eukaryota, Metazoa, Arthropoda, Insecta, Hymenoptera, Halictidae. The record is from RefSeq and is a predicted model, not a curated record.
UCCUGAAGAGGACACUGAGCACAUAAGUGAAAAUGGCUGAUGAUGCCUAUCGAACGAAUUUGCGAAUCGGAAGUCGAUUCAUAUUCUUUGGUCAUUAAUUUUUUGUGAUUUUCUCACGUGUAUCAAGCUUUUUUUACAUAUUUACAAAAGGUUAACGAUUUUCAAUCAACGCAUCUUCAUACAUAAAGAAGAAACAAGGAGAAUAAUUUGACGAAAGUUCCGGAAGGUGGUUCCUCGAGUAACCAAAUUUUUUGUGCGAAACGCCGUAUUUAUUUUGUUGAUAGAAUACUUUUUUAUUGCAGAUAUUUGACCAAUUAAAUUUUAGUUUAAUAUGACUGAGGAACAUCAGUUACCCUCUGAUUCUGAUGAAGAUGAUGAAGAUUAUGUUCCUGAUGGUGCAGAUAAUGAGGCUGUUUCAGAGGUAGAAUCUGAAGGUGAUGCAGAAAGUGGUCCUGAGGAUGAAAAUGAUGAAAAUAAGAGAGAAACUACAAAAAAACAAAGACAAAAACGAAAUAAGCUUACGAAAACUAAAGCUAAAAGGGGUAGAAAACCAAAGAAAAAUGUGAAAGAAGAUAGUGAGGAAGAAGAGAAAGAGGAACGAGAAUCCGGUGAAAAGAAAAAACUUACUGAAGAAGAGGAAAAGAAAAGAGCUGAUUCUCUUUGGGCAGAUUUUAUGAAAGAUACAGGAACUGUGAACAAAUCCAAACCACAAAACUCUGCAAAUAAAGCAAAAGAAAAAUCCCCUCCUUUGGAAAAACCAAAAGUUGAAGAAAAAGUAAAGAUAACUAAAGUAUUUGAAUUUGCUGGAGAAGAAGUGAAAGUUGAGAAAGAAGUGUCAAUAGAUUCUGCAGAAGCUAGAUUAUCGUUUUCUUCAGAUGAUAAGUCAGAAAAAACUGGUAAUUCUGCUUCUCCUGUAGGCAAAGGGUCUGGAAGAGGAAAAGGUUUUAAACGAGCUGGUUUGGGAGGCAUUUCUUCAGUUCUUGGUCAAAUAGGGAAGAAAGCCAAAAUCAGUACAUUAGAAAAGUCAAAGCUAGAUUGGGAUAAUUAUAAAAGGAGCGAAAAUUUGGAAGAAGAAAUUACUACUCACAACAAAGGGAAAGAUGGAUAUUUAGAACGUCAAGAUUUUCUGCAGAGGGCAGACUUACGACAAUUUGAAAUUGAAAAACAAUUACGUAAUGCUAAUAGGCGCAGUACACGGUGAAUUUAUAUCAUAAUCUUUGCACAUGUCUCUUCCCCACUGGUGAGGAUCUAAGAUGACAUUAAAAGGUAUAUCUUAAUUAGACUUGCCAGAUUCCAACGCUUGUAAUACAUAUUUAAUUUUAAUUCCUGAAACACUCAUUAAUAUCUCAUAGCAUAUAUAAAAAUGUGAUUGCCUCGCUUGGCUUGACAAUCGGCUGGAUCUGUUUACAAUGCGGUCGAAAGCCUAUUCUGUGAGAAGAGACUGAUCAUUCCAAUGUAUUAAGAAGAGUACAGUGUGUUACAUAAUAGUUUAAUUUACCAUCUGCGAGCUAAGCCUCGGUCUACUAUAUCACAGAACUUCGCAUCGAAGCAGGAUCUUUGAAGCUUGAUGCUUCAGAAACCAAUAUAUUCUAAUAACACAUACUCCAGAAAUGUUUUUAUUCCGUUUCAGUGAAAGAAAUGAAUGAUUAACACAGUAUAUGUAGUGUAGGUAUUUGAUAAGAAUCUGUUUGAACAGUGAACGAAUACUUAUGAGUAUGUGUCUUAGAAAUGAUCAUGACAUUAAUUUCAUUUACAAUCACUGCCUUUGGCGAGUCAUUCAAGACAUGUUACCAUAUUUAUAAGAAAGGUACAUGAAAUGAGAGCACAGACCGUUAUUCAAACUGAAAAACUACAGUAAUGAUUUUAUACUUUUUCAGUGAUAUAUGUAUGUGUUAAUUAUAUAUCCUGUAAACAAUUGAAUGAUUAUCUGUGCAAGAUAUUCCGUUAUAGUUUACUGAAUGAUAAGUUAAUCUGACAUAUAUAAUUCUUGGCUCAGGUUAUAAUUUUUAGAUUAUGUGUAAAAUAUAUCAUAUGGAUACGUACAAGACAUGCUUGUAGCUCAUCGAAUACUAUUUAACAAUUGUUUCAUGUCGUGUACUGUGUCAAUGUAGAGAAUUAAAAAAUAUUGAGAAGGUCUAUAGAUAUAUUGGCUGAGAGUAAUAUUAGACAAAACUUUUAGUUUUGCUGUCUUCAUCAAAUCCUUGUGUACUUUUUCUAUCACAAAAUAAAUCUUCAGUACUUUAAAUGUCAUGUAAUAGAUUCUUUAAAUCAAACACUGCUUUAUAUCAUUAUGCAGCAAGAAUUUAUUAGUUACAUUCAUAUUAUUCAAGUAUACACGUGCCAGUUUGUGAGUCAACAAUAUUUCUGUGAGCAAUUAUAACAGUUUUUUCAAAACAAAUUCAAAUGAAAGAAUUAGUAACAAUCGAUCCAUCAUUGAUCUUUAUUUAUGGAAUUUAACUAUUCUUUUCUUCUGAAAUAUAAAAACAUUCCAUACAUUCUGAAGUUUAGUUCAUUACUUAUACAUAGGUAUUAUUACUUAAACAGUAAGCCAAGAAAAACGGAGCACCUGAAUGUAUCUAUUGCAUUUAAAUGUACGUGGAAAACACAUCAAAUAUUAUGAAGAUUUAUUUCGAACGAAAAAAGUCGAACAUUUAAAGUUUUUCUCUAAUUUUCACUUUUCAGGUUCAAAGUCGUAUCAUAGGAUAUAUAUUAAUUAAUUCAUGUUAGUUUAUAGUAUAAUAGUAAUUAGCUAAAUAGUGACUUCUCUAAAUCAAGAAAUACAGGAGCAAAAAAGUUUAAACUUAUUUAAGUUAUUAUUAUAGUUUAAAUUUAUUUAAAAUAUAUAAAAGCUUUUAAUCAGUUUUAUGAUAGUGUCUUGGUAAUUCUUAAUAUAAAACAGUAUUAAUUUCUUAAUAUUAAAACUUAUAUUACUUAUUUUAUAAUUGAAAUUCUAACAUUAGUUUUAAGAUAUGCUUGACACCUUCAAAAAUAAAAAAAAGUAUAUUUAUAAUUGUCGUAAGUGAAACGCAUUUAAAACUUUUUUACUUCUCUAAAUUUAAUAAGAUUAAAAUUGAGUACUUUUUCAAUUCUCUAUAAUAUGAUAUUGCCCUUCGAGGACAAAAACUUUGUUGAUUUAUUCUCAAAACACUGUAGUUAAUAUCUCCAGAAUUUUUUUUAUAGUUUCAAGUAUACCAGAGAUACUUAGAUCCUUCGUACAUCAAUACUUAUGUUUCUUUAAAUACUUACAGAUGCAUUGUGAUUUUGCUUCUUCAAAGAACGGUUAGAACCACAGUUUCGAAUGGGACACAAAUUAGAGUGAGGCAUAUUAUUAUGUUGAGGGCUGAAAAGAAAUUAAUUUAGAAACCUCUCCAAGAAUGAUCUUUUAAUUGUAAGGUUCAUAACAAAAAAUCUGAUAUCAAAAUACCACAAAUUUCAUGGAAUUUCUCCAAAGUUUAAGUUAAUAUACAUCAUAUGGAUGUAGAUACUGCUUUAUUUUGUUAAAAAUCUCUGAUUUAAUUAGGUCUGAUUAAUUCUAACAGUAAAGAAAAAAUUGUUCAAUGUAAACAAAAAUUCUUGUUGUACAUUAACGUAUUUUUCAUAAAACCUUUUCCUUUAUUUUAUUUCAAAAAUCAAAGUUAACAGUAGAUUUACAGAUUCUAUCAAUUUAGUGUGUUUACAAUUUCAAAAAAAGUGUUUAAAAUUUAAAAAAUGUUAUAUUAUUUGUUAGCAAUUUAUGUUGACUUUGAUUGGUGUAAUGAUAUGAGUGCACAUCCUAAAUCAUUUUCCUUCCAAUCCUUUAAUUUCGAACACCUGUAUAUAGUACACUUAUCGUUUCGAAAACAAUUGCCUGUAGAUUAAUUAAUGUAAUUAAUAUCUGUAAGUCUAAUGUUACAACCUACAUGUAUGACUUCAUUUUAUACUAGCAAGUUAAUAACAUAUUUAUCGUUACUUAUCGAUGUAAGUUUGAAAUAGAUUUCCAAAUUUUGAAGAAACUAAAAGAUACAUUCUUCUUUCUUUCGUAAUGUAAUUUGUUUUGACAGAAACAGUUUCUGUUAUGAACACGUGAUCUGUAUUUUCUUUAUGUUGGUUUGCCAUAUCAAUGAAAGGGACGUUUAAAAUUGUGCAUUUUAUUACGCAAAUUAGUGAAUCCUUUUGCAACUCCAUUUUCAGAGUUCCUAAGCGGUGAUUAAAAGUGGGUUAUUUGUUCUAACGUUACCAAGAGAAUAAUUAUUACUAGUAAUAUUAAUAAUAUAACAAUAAUAAUAACUAAUAUUAUUAUAACAAUUCUAACUUCGAGUUCGUAGGACAGGGACAUUUAUUACGAAAUUUCUUUCCGCUGGAGCUUCCACUUUUUGAAUUACACAAGUUUGUUUUAUUUUCUGGUUUCUCUACCUUGCCUUGUUUUCUAUUUUUCUAGAAUAGUAUGUAACAGUGUGAUGGAAAAUGUAAGUUUAAUUUUAAAUUAUGUUGAAAGGUAAUACAAUGAUUUUAAUUCAAUUUUACGUGAUAUACGAUACAAUACAAAAACAUUAGGUAUGCGUGGAUAGUCCAGUACGAGUUUCGAGUUUCAAUAAAAACACGUCUACCAGAUAUAUUUUACGUUUAAAUUGUUACAUUUAUUUAAGGUUUAACUUUUUCCAUAUUACGAGUAACUAUAAUUGUCUACUAAAAAUCAACUUAAAAAUACCAUUAUAAGUGAUUAUGGUUUCUCAAUCUUUAGUUUAAAAAUGUCUGUAUUUACGUUUGUUUAUUCUAUGUUUAAUGCUAUUUAAUUAUCAGGACGAUUGAAUAAUAUGUUAUACAGACGUUUAACUGUGGUUUGGUAGUAUUGUAAAAAUAGAUAUAAAAGCAAAAUUAAACUAUCUGUUACUUACACAUAGGUAUAUUACAAAAUGUGUUUUAAAGUAGAAAAUUAACGGACGGGUUACAGUUACUUUAAAUUUUUCCAAAACUAUAAAAACAGAGACGUUAGCGUUUUGUGGUUCAUUUAAUCAUAUUUGAUAAUUAUUUUCGUCUAUAUGUAAUGUAUGCACUACAGAAUUUGUUCGAAUGUUUAUAAAUUAUUUUCACGCAGACUAGAAUAGAAAAGAAUUAUUUUUAUCAUAAUAACAAUUUUUCAUAUUUUAUUUUUACUUUUAUUUUACAAUUGGUUUUAUGUAACAUCUGAAACAUUUUUCUUCACUGUGUUUUACGUGUUUAAAUAAACAAAUGCAUGAAAACUACAGUAUACCAGUGUAAUUAUUAUUAAAAUUAAUGUUUUACUCACUUUAUUCAUCAUGCAGCAGCAUUCGUUGUAUUUUCCUAGAGUCGUACACGAUUUUGAGCACUUGAAACCUCUUGAGCUCCCUGAAUCAGAUUCUUUGACACAUAUACAAAAAGAUGACAUCAAUUUGUUUUUCUGAUCGCUUUCUCUUCGCCGGUUGUCUUUUUCCUUCUUCGUUUUUCCCGGGCUUUGUGAGCUGCGAGCCAUCGAUCUCUUGUGCUCGUCACAAUGGCAAGUUGUCAUUUCAUCCGGGCACUUCUUUGAAUUCCAUUUUCCAAGUUUACUUGAGCCCGGGCUUCGCAGACUGUAAUUUAAAGAAUCCAGAACAUUUCGCAACGUUUGGUAAGUGUCAGGUCCAGUGUAUGAAGGCGUAACAAAAAUUAAAAAACUAAUGUAAAUAAUUAGGAACUGCACAAUGUGUUUCCUUUUUUAUUUAUAUUUAUUAACUUUAAUAAAAUGCAAAAAUUAUGCAAUUGUUACUAUAUAAGAAUAUAAAAAUAUGUGCUAAACAUUAAAAACAAUUAUAAUAUUCAUGAAGAUUAUUCUGUCUUGUUGCUUUUAUUGAUAUGUGUAUGAAUACACACUGUAAUUGUUUUAUGAAAUAUUUUUUAAGUCAUUACUUAAUAGGACUUAAUAAAUUGGUUAUUUUGGAUAUUAGCUACAGACAAUGUCUAUAGAAAAUAAAACGGUUCUAUAAGCAACUUACUUUGUUAUUAUCACAAGAGUGCAUAUAUGUGCUCUUACAAUUAACGUAAGUUAAUAGAAGCAUAAACGUGUUAGUGCGAUGAUUAUGUCAUCAUUAUUAUACAUUAUUAUACAGCAUUAUAUUAUAAUUUAUAUACUUACUUAUUUCUUUAUUUUUAUUUAUUAAUAAUGUACAUAGUAAUUUUUUCUUUAAAUGUGUAUUGUGUUGUUUUUAAUGUGCUUAUGUAUAUGUAAAUAAUGCCUUCAAUAAUCGCAUUAACUAUUUUCGAUGAAAGCUUUUUGCUAGGGGUACAAUUAGAGUGUUAACUAAAAAAUGUUAUAUUUUAUACUAUAUGGUUAGGUACUUAAACGAAACACUAUUCAAGUGAAUAUCGAACAAUUGUUACACAAAAUUCAAAGUAGAACCAUAAUUUAUUGUCAAGUACUAUCAAAUAAAAAAAAUUGUAUUGCAGUUACAAAAUACAGAAAAUAACAUGUAGUUCAAAAACAUUUUGUUUUAUAAAUAUUUUAAUUUAUAAAUACUUUAUAGUACUUUAUAGUAUAGGUUUUCGAACAAAAAAAUUGAAUUUAAUAUUUCUGUGUUUUUAAAACCAUAUGCUAUUAAUUUUAACACAUUUUAUAUAGUUUAUCUGCAUUUAUAUUAUCUAUUAAAAUGUAAAGUACAUAUUAUAAUCAAGAAUGUUUAUUAGGUGUAACGACAGAAAUAAUAUUUAACAUAUAUUAAAAUAUAUACGUAUAAGUAUAAGAUUAAAUAUUGCGUUAAAAUUCAAUACAAAAUUCUUAUUAGAUGUAACAUUUAUCCAAGAUUCGAUCACAUUUGUUCAAAUGUUGAGUCAUAUUUUCAAGAAAAUUUUCUAAUAAAAAUAACAUUUAAAUCAGGAGUGAAUUAAAAUAAAUAUAUUAGUGUUAAUAAAUUCUUGGGCAAAUGAAUUUUGAUGCAAACUAUAACAGCUUAGUAAUGAUAUCUAGUAUUUCAUCUCACUUUUCUGUGAAAAUACACUUGAGUGACGUAAACGGAUCUUGAACAAGGUCUUGUGAUAUUCAUGUUAAAAAUAAUGUUAUCCACAUUAUCAUUGUUUUCUUCCUUCUUUUACCUUAUAGAUAAGAUUUACCACCUUUUUGUAGCUUUCAUUGAGCAAUAAUACUUUCGCUCUGUAUAUACCUUUGAUGUUUUUGAAUGCAAUUAUAUAAAAAAAUGUGUUAUUGGGCCAGAGUGGGUAUAUGUAACUACAACGAAUUAAAUGGCAUGUUUUAACUGUUGACAAUUUGAAAUAUAUUAAAGCCGCAACAUGCAAUUAUGCGACUUAAUUAAUAUUGUUUAUAAUUUAAAGGAUACUUAUAAUUUCGUGUAAUUGUAAUGUUUCUAUGAAUUAAGAGAAUCAAAAUUUUAAUCUCAUCAGGAUUAAAUCAGUGGUUAAUUCUUAAAAGCGAAUGAAAUGAUUUUAUGAAUAAAGGAAAAAAUAACUGAUGAACUUUUAUAAUUGCCACAAAAAAAGGGGAAGUUCGUUAAUGUAAACAAUAAGAGGCUGUAUUUGGUUUAACAAUUUUCGAAAUUAAAAAAAGUAUGUUCUCAUAUUUUACUUUUCAUAUUUAAUUUCAUAUUGAGUGCCGUAUGUUUUCAAUAAACUGAACUUCAAAUAUUUAUUUAGUAUAGAAUAGUAAAAAGUCGCUCUAACUAUAAUUAAAAUGAAUAACAGCAGUCUCAAAUGUGUGUCUUUUCGCAUCAAUUGAAAUUAGUCUACAACGAAAUAAAAGUAAUUGGUUAAAUUUGAUAAACUUUUACAUUUUAUCAUAUAUCAAAUGAACCAAUUUUGAUUUAAAAUAUUUAUAAGUUAUACUAGAUAUAUAUAGAUACACCAUAUGUAGUAUAUGUCACCAAUUACGUAUGCUUAUUGCGUUGGAUGAAGUAUGAGACAAUAUUCUCGAGUUUAGUAUCAGAAGCUAUUUGCUGAUUCAUUAAAAUGGUAUGGGAAUGGGGAUUCUGAAGAAUGCAAGGUUGAAAAGAAAUUGUUACUUUGAGUAACGAUAUUUCUCACGGAGUUUGUACCGAGGAAGAUAAUUUAACACAGUUAUUAUCCUCUUACCAUAUCUUGGGAGAUGUAGACGUCGACGUUGAAGAUUCCACAGUUAUUGUUGAAGCUUGACACUUUUUGCUGUAAAUAAUGUGAAAACUUUCACAUAUAAAUCUAUAUUUUUUAAUAAUGUGUCUGAGAUUCGUUCUAUGAAAAUUUUAAUCAAAUACUAAAUCAUUAGAUAUGUGGCUGAUUAUACAGAUUCAUACUUUUAUAGAUGAGUUAAUUCAAUCUAUAAUUAAAUGGAAAUUUUUAGCCUUUGAAAAGAAUAUUUAAGGAUUAAAAGCUUAUUAAUUAGAUAAAAUAUUAGAAAUAUAUGUUGAAGAUGAAGGAUGUAUUCUUUCAAAAACUUACGCGGUUUUUGGAGGGGAAUCAUUUGAGGAAGAUUUAAAAAACUCAUUGAUAAAUUGUCAUU